AUGGUUAUGCUAUUAUGGAGUUUAUGGAAACACCGUAAUUUAAAGGUUUGGGAGGAUGUUACGGAGUCAUGUGCAGCUGUGAUUGAAAGAGCUAAAUUUAUGCUAGAUGAUUGGGAGUUUGCUAACAGUUUGCGAACAGAUAUGCAGCCCGCAACUCAGCCUGCACCACACGGUCUGCAGCAACAGGCUGCUGCUGUGAACAGUUCAGCUGCUGUUCUUGCGGCAUCUGCUACUGCUGAACCGCAACAGAUCAAAUGGCAGCCCCCUGCGAGUGGUCGUUUGAAAUGUAACGUUGUCGCGGCUUUUUCUAUCCCCCAUAACCGCACCGGUGUUGGCAUUUGCUUGCGAGACGACGAAGGGACUUUUGUCCUUGCCAAAACUGUGAACUUUGAAGGUGUGUACUCUGUUGAGGUGGGAGAUGUAACACCCGUUUUCUCAACUUGA
Medicago truncatula (barrel medic) is the source of this 444-nucleotide messenger RNA. RefSeq lists its product as uncharacterized. Lineage: Eukaryota; Viridiplantae; Streptophyta; Magnoliopsida; Fabales; Fabaceae. The record is from RefSeq and is a predicted model, not a curated record. The transcript has a single exon. Bases 1 to 444 code for a protein of 147 amino acids.